Xiphias gladius (swordfish) is the source of this 1311-nucleotide messenger RNA. RefSeq names its product coiled-coil domain containing 59 (gene ccdc59). The record is from RefSeq and is a predicted model, not a curated record. The coding region runs from base 116 to 904 and encodes 262 amino acids. NCBI's taxonomy places the organism in Eukaryota, Metazoa, Chordata, Actinopteri, Istiophoriformes, Xiphiidae. The transcript is spliced from 4 exons. Gene Ontology annotation, cellular component: nucleus.
AGAUUAGAUACUCCGUGAUCGAUUUUUCACGUCUGCACCGUUUUACGUCAUCUCCCCGCGUCUCCUGACCCCCCACAUGUAAACAUUUCAUGUUUCCUGAGAAGAUUUAACUCAAAUGGCACCGACAGAUCAGAAAAUGAAGACUAAGAAGUUUGCAGCGAAAGAUGGCAACUGGCAGAAAUCAAAAAAUAACGCACAGGGUGUCAAGAAGAAGAGGAAAUGGAUCCCGGAGCACAAAGUAUUCGAAGGCAGUGUCAGAGAAGGCCAAGGGUUUGCUUUCAAGAGGAAGGAGAAAGUCAGACAUGAAUACAACAAGCUGCUGCGAAAGGAAAAGAGGAAGAACCCUGAGUCCAAACCACUGUACAAGGAGGAUUAUCCAGAACACCUCAGGCAUCUAUACUUGGCUGAGGCAGAGAAACUGCAACAGGAGGCCUGGACGAACAGAGUGAGAAGGAGUAAGCUGAGGAUGAAAGGGCAGGAGAAGGGAGAAGAGACAGCUGAAAACGAUGUUGCUGCGCAACAGACUGAAGCUGCUGAUCCAGAUCCAGAUCCAGAAAUUACUGGUGGAUCUGAGCUGACAGAUUCUGUGACUGGGAACCCUGAGCCGACCGCAGCCUCAGAGAAAGAAAGUCUUCCAAUAAGCAACCGCAUGAAGAAAAAAAUGCAGAAGAAGACGUCGUACCAGAGGACAAAAGAGGAAUUUGAGAGAAUCAAAGAAAAAAGGAGACAAAAGAAAGAGGAUUACCUGAAUAACAAGCAGCAGAGAGAAGAAGCCAUUCAGAGGUACAAACAGAAAAAGAUGGAGGCGUUCCAGAUGCUGAGCAAAAAGACCAAGAAAGGGCAGCCGAAUCUGAACCUCCAGAUGGAGUAUUUGCUUCAGAAGAUCCAAGGAACUGAGAAGUGACUCCUGAGUCACAGAGGAUUCUGGGGAUUUCAUGAACAAAAGAGUGGACCUUGCCUGUACUUGACUAUGUUAUUAAAUACCCUGAUGAGGUGCAUAAGGAUUGUGCUUUCACUCAGUCUUUUCAGUCGUCCUUUAUAUGUAGAGCGGUAAUCUGAGACUGAUUUGCCUCCACACUUGGAAUGAAGGCUUGUGGUUGUUUCAUUUGAUCAGUGCUUUCACUGUUAUGUUGUGAUUUUUUGCAGUAUUUUGUUCCAGAAAACCCAAUGCUGUGGCCCAACUUAACCUCAGACCACAAGAUGGCAUUGUAACAUAUGAAGAGAUGGGAUAACAUUUAUUAAUCAAGAAAUGUUUGAGUUUCCUGUAAAUAAAUUUGAAAUGCGCAGUGAAUACCAGUUUAAGUAAAUUGC